AUGCUGUACCCAUUAGCGUGCCGGGGGCUGCGCCUAGGCGUCGGGCUCGUCGUCGCCCUUCCUGUUGACCCCGAGAUCGCUCCCGACGUGUUUUGGAGGAGCCGGCUGCUCCAGCGAGGCGGUUUCUCUCCUGAGCUCACCUGCUUGCCUUGGCGGCGGGUCGAGCUGGAGAGGCCGUCGCCUGUCUUUGUGCGGGCGACGUGCCGACCUGCGAACUGCGCCUCCCAUGACGAGGCAAAGGUGAAGGGUCGGCGGCCGCCGAGUCGAGGGCGUGUGAGGCCCACGACGAACCUCGACCAUCCUGCGCAUAUUUUCAUCUUCAAGCGAGUCAUACGACACAUUUCGGAGGAAAGGAAGACAAGCGACGACCGACCCGAUCAAGGAUAUCCCGGACAGACAGGCAGGCAGGCAGGCAGUUGCGGACGGACAGGCAGCGCGGGGCACGCACACCAGAAGUGUCCAUGUUUCCCUCGGGGACUUGUUCACAUCGGCGGCGUGUCCUCACUGCCCGGUCGUUGCGCACGGGUUUGCGCGACGGAAACCUACUGGCCAUCUCGGAUUGGCGGACCCUGUGCGAGCGGGUCUUGGACGCCCUCAGCGGCGACGGGUGGGUCACGGUCUCGCCCGUUGCGAGCCGUGACCAGCCCGCGCCGGCAACAUCAGAGGACGACGAGCUGCGUCGAGAGACGGGAAGCUCGAGGCGCGAUGCCACAAGAAGCGGCACCCCGCAUCUCGUCGAUGUGA
Molecule: messenger RNA, 744 nt
Organism: Pseudozyma flocculosa PF-1
Lineage: Eukaryota; Fungi; Basidiomycota; Ustilaginomycetes; Ustilaginales; Ustilaginaceae
Exons: 1
Coding region: 1-744 (247 amino acids)
Source: RefSeq, a predicted model, not a curated record